Molossus molossus (Pallas's mastiff bat) is the source of this 5682-nucleotide messenger RNA. RefSeq names its product kinase suppressor of ras 1 (gene KSR1). The transcript is spliced from 20 exons. Lineage: Eukaryota; Metazoa; Chordata; Mammalia; Chiroptera; Molossidae. The coding region runs from base 1 to 2667 and encodes 888 amino acids. Gene Ontology annotation, biological process: protein phosphorylation. Gene Ontology annotation, molecular function: protein kinase activity; ATP binding. The record is from RefSeq and is a predicted model, not a curated record.
AUGGAUAGAGCGGCGCAGCGCGCGGCGGCGAUGGGGGAGAAGAAGGAGGGCGGCGGCGGGGGGGACGCGGCGGCCAGCCGGGCGCUGCAGCAGUGCGGGCAGCUCCAGAAGCUCAUCGACAUCUCCAUCGGCAGCCUGCGCGGGCUGCGCACCAAGUGCGCGGUGUCCAACGACCUCACCCAGCAGGAGAUCCGGACCCUGGAGGCCAAGCUGGUCCGGUAUAUCUGCAAGCAACGGCAGUGCAAGCUGAGCGUGGCCCCUGCUGAGAGGACCCCGGAGCUCAACAGCUACCCUCGCUUCAGUGACUGGCUGUACACCUUCAAUGUGAGGCCAGAGGUGGUGCAGGAGAUCCUCCGAGAGCUCACCCUGGAUGCCCUGCUGGACAUGAACGAGGCCAAGGUGAAGGAGACGCUGCGGCGCUGUGGGGCCAGCGCGGAGGAGUGCGGCCGCCUGCAGUACGCGCUCACCUGCCUGCGGAAGGUGACAGGUCUGGGAAGGGAGCACAAAGAGGACUCGGGCUGGAGUCCUUUGGAUGCGCGACGGGAAAGUGGCUCAGGGUCUUCCAUGGACACCCUCUCACCGGCCAGCCUGCACUGGCCCCCGGGGAGCUCCCAGCUGGGCAGGAUGGGCAGCAGUGCCCAGGGCCCACGCUCCGUCUCCGUGUCAGCUCUGCCCACCUCAGACUUCCCAGCCUCUGGCCCCAGCGAGGGCCUCACGGACACCUGUAUCCCCCUGCACACCAGCGGCCGGCUGACGCCCCGGGCCCUGCACAGCUUCAUCACGCCCCCAACCACGCCGCAGCUCCGACGGAAGCCGCCGAGGACGCCGCCCCCACCCAGCCGCAAGGUCUUUCAGCUGCUGCCCAGCUUCCCCACGCUCACCCGGAGCAAGUCCCACGAGUCCCAGCUGGGGAACCGCAUCGACGAGGUCUCCCCUAUGAGGUUUGAUCUCCCGCACGGGUCCCCACAGACGGUACGGAGGGACAUCGGGCUCUCGGUGACACACAGGUUCUCCACCAAGUCCUGGCUGUCGCAGGUCUGCCAUGUCUGCCAGAAGAGCAUGAUGUUUGGAGUGAAGUGCAAGCAUUGCAGGUUGAAGUGUCACAACAAGUGCACAAAAGAAGCCCCCGCCUGCAGAAUAUCCUUCCUUCCGAUGGCUAGGAUUCGGAGGACAGAAUCUGUCCCUUCGGACAUCAACAACCCCGUGGACAGAGCAGCCGAACCUCAUUUUGGAACCCUUCCCAAAGCACUGACAAAGAAGGAGCACCCUCCGGCCAUGAACCACCUGGACUCCAGCAGCAACCCGUCCUCCACCACGUCCUCCACACCCUCCUCGCCGGCUCCCUUCCCAACAUCGUCCAACCCACCCAGUGCCACCACGCCCCCCAACCCCUCACCUGGCCAGCGGGACAGCAGGUUCAACUUCCCAGCUGCCUACUUCAUUCAUCACAGACAACAGUUUAUCUUUCCAGACAUUUCAACAUGUCCACCGGCAGCCCCGUGCCCCGACGCAGCAGACAGUACCCGACUCGAGGAGCAGCCGAAAGCAGACGCGUUGGAGGAUCAUGAAGUGGAGGCUGAGGAGCCGGAGGCUGGCAAGUCAGAGGCAGAAGACGAUGAGGACGAGGUGGACGACCUGCCGAGCUCCCGCCGUACCUGGCGGGGCCCCAUCUCUCGGAAGGCCAGCCAGACCAGUGUGUACCUGCAGGAGUGGGACAUCCCCUUUGAGCAGGUGGAGCUGGGCGAGCCCAUUGAGCAGGGCCGCUGGGGCUGGGUGCACCGUGGCCGCUGGCACGGCGAGGUGGCCAUCCGCCUGCUGGAGAUGGACGGCAACAACCAGGACCACCUGAAGCUGUUCAAGAAAGAGGUGAUGAACUACCGGCAGACCCGGCACGAGAACGUGGUGCUCUUCAUGGGGGCCUGCAUGAACCCCCCCCACCUGGCCAUCAUCACCAGCUUCUGCAAGGGGCGGACGUUACACUCUUUUGUGAGGGACCCCAAGAUCUCUCUGGACAUCAACAAGACCAGGCAGAUCGCUCAGGAAAUCAUCAAGGGCAUGGGGUAUCUGCACGCCAAGGGCAUCGUGCACAAGGAUCUCAAGUCCAAGAACGUCUUUUAUGACAACGGCAAAGUGGUCAUCACGGACUUCGGGCUGUUCGGGAUGUCGGGCGUGGUCCGACAGGGACGGCGUGAGCACCAGCUGAAGCUGUCCCACGACUGGCUGUGCUACUUGGCUCCUGAGAUCGUCCGAGAGAUGACCCCCGGGAGAAAAGAGGACCAGCUGCCGUUCUCCAAAGCUGCUGACGUCUACGCAUUCGGGACCAUUUGGUAUGAGCUGCAAGCAAGAGACUGGCCCUUUAAGAACCAAGCUGCAGAGGCCUUGAUCUGGCAGAUUGGAAGUGGAGAGGGAAUGAAGCGCGUCCUGGCCUCCAUCAGCCUGGGGAAGGAAGUCACUGAGAUCCUGUCCGCCUGCUGGGCUUUUGACCUGCAGCAGAGGCCCAGCUUCACCCUGCUGAUGGACAUGCUGGAGAAGCUGCCCAAGCUGAACCGGCGGCUCUCCCACCCCGGGCACUUCUGGAAGUCUGCUGACAGUAACAGCAGCAAAGUUGUACCCCGGUUUGAAAGGUUUGGCUUGGGCGUCCUGGAGUCCAGUAAUCCAAAGAUGUAGCCAGCUGUACAGUUUUCCCGCCGAUUUCUUUCUUUCUUAAAUGUGUUUCUAAAACGUCCAAACCACCACCACAACAAAAAGCAGCGCUCUUUGAACGUCAGCCGCGCCCCCAGGCACCGCCAGUCCGGAGCCGAGUCCUCGAUCCAGACUGUUCACAAAAUACCCGUGGUCUCAACCGCACGGGUCGUAAAAUGGCAUCACCCACAACUAAACCUGACCGGACAGGCGGCACAUGUUUACGUGUAUGUUUCUGCAGCGUGAACUCGAUGUUUGACAAUAGGUAAUAAUAAAAAAGGGCUGUGCGCAGGUGCGCCGGCCCUGUCGCCGGGACAGCGGGAGUGGCCGUCUGCUCUGCAGAGCCCUGUACACAGUGAGCCCACACUGGGCCAGAAGGAAGAAAAGCCUCGUGAUGGUGGAUGUUCUCGGGCAGGAUGGGGGCACCACAGACUUGGCCUGGCCUCUGCUUUGGCCCCAAACCCCAUCAGUAGGAAUCUCUCUCUGCACGGUCUCCCCUUGUCCUAACAGAAGGACACGGUUCCUUCCUCCUCUGGCAGAGGAAACCCUGGCUAGGGACGGAGCUGGACUAGGAGGGUCGCCAGUUCCCAGAGAGCUGGGGUUCACCUCUGAGCCCUGCAGUUCAGCCCGUACCAGCUGGAAACGUAGGGACAGAUCCAAUCCGAACAACAUCUGCACUGAUCCGGCAGUUCCUGACCAGGGUUGCCACCAUCUGUACAGAUGUUUUCUUCAUGAAGCCCCCAGGAGAUGGCACCCGGGCCUCGCCUGUUAGACACAUCCCAGGCCCCAGCCAACACUGGGCCCCAGGGCUAAGGCUGUGCGCCUUGCAGGCUCCAUGAGAACAUGUAGGUGUGGGGGCGGGAGAGGCAGCAGUGGAUCCCUGAACCCACCCUCCCAGCCACAGGGGGAGCUGCCUGGCCCCUCAGAAGCCUUCGUCGUCAUCACGAGGUUCUGGAAGUGCCCGUCUCUCCCCCUGCCCCAGGCCUGCUGAGACCGCUCAGUGCACUCCUGUCUGUGUGCACAGCUAAGGGGGGCAUGUGUUCCCCUUCGUUUAGAGCACCCAGCAGGCUGCCUAGUCUUCAGAGCCUUCCUGAGGCUUGUCGGGCCUCCACCCGAACCAGAAGGAAGGGCUAGAUGUGGGGAAGCCACGGCGAGAGCACCCCGAGAGCACCCCGCCUGUCUCCGUUAGGGGCUGUUGCCCGAAGAGAAAAGUCCCAAGCGGCAAAGAAGCACUUCAGUGGACAUUCUGUCAUAUUAGGCUCCCAAAUCAGAAGUGUCCGAGGGGGGCGGGAGUGGCCACGUGGUUGGAUUCCAACCAGAACCUGUGUCCAUGUUCUGAGCCAGGAUGGGGGCGUGUGGUCCUUCACCCCUUUCAUUUGGAUGCACCCAGCAGAGCUCCCGAUCGGCAGAGCCCUGCCCAGAGUGGCCAGCACGCCCUUCGGCCCGCGGCUGUGGCUGUGUCCCCCAGGCCAGGCCAGCACCUCUGGCGGAGCCCAGCUGUGUGGCAGAACAAGGUACCCGGGCUCCCACUGCCCUCAGCACCCGAUGUGAGUGCCUCCCCCUCCCAGACAGGGUGUGGGGGGAAGUCGGGGGCUGGAAACCGGUGGGUUCAGCUCCACGAGGGUCUGUUCUCUGUGGGACUGUCCGUUUCUCCUCCUCAUGCCUUUGGCCUCCCCCGUCCGUCCUCUACGUGGUCACCCCCCCAACCUCACGUAGCCUGUGACUGCUGCCCCUCACCCUUCCCCUGAGCCCGUGGCCGUGCUGGUGAGCGGGGGGAGCUCAGCGCCGCCCCAGCCCUGACUGGGCCACAGAAAGUCCAGCUGAGUUUUGUUUUCUCUCCCGAGUGUCACACUCGUGACUCAGUGCAAGAAGCUUUCACUGAAAACCUACCACAUCUCGUGCCCAUGCUGGGGGCCCGGUGCCAGGAGCAGUCACAGUCUCCGCCCUGUUGGAACUGAUGACCUGCCAGGAACCCCGAGUGUAGCUGAGGCCUGGGGGACACCCCCUUCCUCUCCAAGGCCCCGGGCAGCCUCCCCGCUCCCACCCUGAGCCUCUGCCCACCCUGUCUAUUUAAGUGACUGUGAACGAGGUUAGGAAGACGUGUGUGCCCUCCGUGUGCCCUGCACACAGGAAGGACGUGGAUACUGUGAAUUCAGCCUCAUGGCCAACUGAAGGGGUGGAGAAGCUGGGAGGACCUCCUUGGUGAGAGCUCGGGGGGCUGUGGAGGUCCCCACGGGGGCUGGGGUGGAGCCCAAGCUUUGGCCCUUCAGGGCCCCUCAGUUCCCAGCCUCACCUCCAAAGCCCCAGGGCCUGUGUCCCUGCCGCCCUUAGCCCCCAGAGUCACAGCCAUUGGGUCUCCAUCCAACCUGAGGUCUUGAAUCCUAGCAAGUUCCCUGUUAGUCAUGAGCAGCGUGUAGCAAAGUUGACCUCUCCAAGUCACCAAAGCAAAGGUGUGCGCAGGGCCCUGGGAUCUCUGCCCUCCUGGCAGCCCUGUGGCCGCGGAGGGGGGCGGCGCGCCCUGUGAGCCUGCGUUCUGGACUGACUCGGGCCAGGUGGAGGCAUAAAUGUGAAGCCGAGCAGGGAGCGCGUGCCGUUCCGCAGCGUUAGCCAGGAUGCCCGCGUGUGCGGACGCUGCGUCUCCUGUGGCCACGAGGCACGCCCUUGCUGUGUUGAAUGUGAUGUAAAAUUUGUACAGUAAAAGUUUUUAUAUUUUCUAUCAAUUGCAUUCGUCUUCCAGAAAUGCUAUUAAUUUAAAUUAAAAUGGUUAGUGUUAACGAACGUUGCUGUAUCACUUGUUGCCGCUGGCAAGAACACUCUGCCAGGGCAAGCCUGGGUAUCUGGAGUUUGAAUAAAACUGUGCCAAGGUGUCCGGGGCUGUGUCUGUGUGGUCAGUCGGAUGAGUGUGGGACUGGUCAGCGGGUGGCAGGGAGAACAGGAAUGGGGGUCGGGUGUUCGGACCCCCUCUGGGAGCGCCUUCCAGAGAAAGAGAGGCAACGCCUG